AUGUAUCGGGCACAGCUGCAGGCGAAUCGAAAGGUCAGACAAGAAAGGCGUUUAAAGUCGAGGCGUUUUACCCCUUACAUAAAUCCAGGAUCAAGGGAUGCAACGGCUACAACGUCUGCUCCAGCUCCAGUUGGCGUUCGGAUUCAGACACUCGGGCGAAAAUCAGGGCUUUGUUUUCGGUGCGGGAGGCCAGGUCAUUGGCAGGCAGAUUGCAAGGUCAAGGUUACAGAGGCAAAUGAAUCAAGUAAGAACGCAUGCUUCGUUUUGAAAGGUUUGAAGCUCAAGGACACGAUUAUCGACCAUGUUAACCAGACAGAGGUAGCGUUAGACUGUUUCGGUGAUUUGCCUGAUAAAAUGGCACAAAAAUUAUUGGGUUCACGAAGUGACAAUUCAGCUUCCAAACAACCGAUUCUUUCACCACAAUUUUCUGAUGUCAUUGAAAACAGCAGUUUAAUGUUGACAUGUAAAGUUCCUAAAGAACACACUAAUACAAAUUGGAAAAUUAACAACGGAAGCAUAUUUUCACACUUGAGCUUUUUGAAAGAAGGAGAAUGUGAAACAGAUAAUAACUUUCUUGCUGAUAAACGUACUUUUGACACGAGUUGUUAUAGUAAUGGUACUUUCAAAGUCACUAUAAAGAAUGUGACUAUCAGUAAUCAUGGUCAACGAUGGUUUUGUGUAUAUAGGUUUAAUCAGAGUAAUUUUGCUAGAAUAACUGUUCAAGUCCCCAUCAAGUACUUGAAAAUUAAAAAUAUUUCCGAAAAUAUGAUAAAGACAGUAGAAAAUAUGACAACAAGGUUAACUUGUCAGACAUCGGCAGGACGACCUGCUGCAAGUAUCACAUGGAGGAAAAUGUCUAAGACAGGCAUGAGCACAGAUUUAACACAUACAGCGAUAUACAAUAUUUCUGAACAAGACAAUGGCAUGAUAAUAUCUCAAAGCAGCAUUGAUUUGAAACUGUUACGAUGGGAGAAUGACACUCGAAUAAUUUGCGAAGCGACGAAUAAUAUAUCAAAUAUAACGCAAAAAGAAGUUAGACUUUAUAUUCAAUAUCCUCCGGGUAAACCGAACUUUGAAUACGUUGCACAAAAUGAAUUUGCAAGAGAUGGUGAAUUACGUCAUAAUAAACUAAUCGUUAAAGAAGGAAGCAGUUUUACUGUUAUAUGUAGAUCCGACGAUGGUGAUCCUCUUCCAACAUGCACAUGGAACAUUUCGAAUUACAUGAAAUCUCCUAACCUAACGUUUACAAAUAUUACAAAGGCAGACAUACGAUUGUAUGAAUGUACUGCAGAAAACGAAAUGCAACAUUUCCCUAAAUAUGAGAGAAAAUGGUCAACAUCCAAGGCAGUUCUUGACAUGGAUGUACUAUAUCCAAGUAGAAUAUUACAGUUCAAUGUAACUGAAGUUGAAAAGAAGGAUACCCAUUUCGAAGUCACUGAAAACGAAACCAUCCACUUUAUCUGCAGUGUUUACGGAAUCCCGUAUAUCAAUAUCGGUACACCACUGUUAUCACAAGAGUUUGAGCUGAAAACAAACAUUACAAGUGCACAAAAUGUGUCUGUUACUUUUCAAUUCAAAUCUAUCGCCUAUCCAGAACCGAGAUUUGAAUGGUUUAAACUUACCGACUCAUCCUGGGAGACAUUAAAUACCGGAAAUGACAAGAAAUUCGAAAUCACAACACAGGGACUAAACUCCAGUCUCACUAUACGCGACAUAACUGAAGACAAUUACGGACGUUACAAGUUAAAGAUAAACAACACAGUGGGCUCUUUGGAACAAAUUUAUUUUUUAAAAGCAAACGGAAAACCUGAUCAGCCAACGUUGUUUAAAUAUUUAGCUGGGGAUAUCGCAGAAACGUCAGUAAUUCUGCAAUGGAAACCUGGGUUUAAUGGUGGUCCUAAACAAACGUUUAUUUUGAGAUACAAACAUAAAUCAGGAAGUAAUUGGACGAUAAUAUCUAUACCUGAUGACGGUAACAAGAUCAUGAACUACACUCUCAGUGACUUGAAAAGUGAUUCAGUGUAUUUUUCGGAACUGAUUUCAGUGAAUUCUGAGGGGCAAUCGAUAACACGGAACCUGACAUUUAAAACAACAGAUAUUCAAAAACUGACUACAACAUCGAUACAUUAUUUGAAACUUACACUAUACUGCUGCGGAGGAGUUGUAGGCAUUGUUGCUGUAUUAGUUGCAACAUGCUUCAUUUCCAAAAGAAGGAAGAAACAGUCCACGCUGAAAGUUAUUUAUCAAAAUGUACCUCCGUGUGUUCCCGAUACGGAAAAUAUAUAUCAAAAUAUGCCGGGUUGCAGUAUAAAGGAAACGAAUAAAGGUCAAAAAGCAAUUUAUUCAAGGAAAGCAGCGGUUCGAGAUUUCCAAGAGGUGAAGGUAGAGCCAGAGGAUGAAGUAGAUACUGAUGAUCUAGAAGAGCUUGAUGAACUCAUCCCAGAACAAACGGAAUAUAUAAACUCAUUAGAUCUUAUAGAUAAACUAGACAAAAUAAAAGUAUCUGAACUUUUUGAUUACGUAAAGGAUCGGGCGGAUGAAGCAUUUAGUUAUGACUUUCAGAGCAUUCCUACCGCUUUCCAGAUGCCAUGUUUAUUUGCACGCAGUCCUGAAAACAAAACGUCAAAUAGAUACAAGGGCAUUAUGCCGUAUGAUCACUCCAGAGUUCAAAUCGAUGGUCAACCAGAUUUUUACAUAAAUGCAUCAUAUAUUGACGGAUACAAAAGACAGAAAGCGUACAUAGCCUGUUUAGGUAUUUUUCAUUUUGUUAUGUUUUAUAAUUAUUUAUUUAAUCGAAAUUUGUGACAUCUUUGAUCAUAA
Messenger RNA from Ruditapes philippinarum (Manila clam), 2820 nucleotides. RefSeq lists its product as uncharacterized. Gene Ontology annotation, molecular function: protein tyrosine phosphatase activity; nucleic acid binding; protein binding. The transcript has 15 exons. The record is from RefSeq and is a predicted model, not a curated record. NCBI's taxonomy places the organism in Eukaryota, Metazoa, Mollusca, Bivalvia, Venerida, Veneridae. Gene Ontology annotation, biological process: protein dephosphorylation. The coding region runs from base 1 to 2805 and encodes 934 amino acids.